Prorocentrum cordatum is the source of this 912-nucleotide messenger RNA. NCBI's taxonomy places the organism in Eukaryota, Dinophyceae, Prorocentrales, Prorocentraceae. The record is from the annotation of a GenBank genome assembly.
AUGGCUGCCGCUCGCAGGGCCCAGGUCGACCAGGCGCUCGCGUCUCACGAGGAGCGCUUGGACCGCCUUGAGCGGGCGUCGGCGCGUCACGAGUCCAGCCUCAAGGUUGUCCUCCGCUCGACUGUGCUGGUCUGUGAAGGUUUCACGGUGGCCGACCAGUUCUAUAUGAACAAGCAUGGUCAGCAGCUUUGGAGGGAGCUUCGCGAGGGCUGGCCUGAGGCGGUGUGCUCUGAGGCCGCGCGUCACCUCGGGGUUGCGUGGCCGUUGGAUGAGCCCAUGAGCGGCGUUGUGGAGAGCGAGAGCGCCAGCGCCCUGCGCAGCCUCUGGCGCGUCCUUGCCACGCCCGGCCUAGUGACGGGGGUCUGGGAUCAGAGCAAGUGGAGCGAGGACGGGGCCAACUGGGAGAGAAUCCCUGGCACGUUCGUCACCACGAUGGCCUUCGGCACCGAGUCUUUGCUGGUGGAGAGUGCCUUGCGGCCACUCGACGCCCUUAUGCGUCGGGCGUCAGGGCUGGUUGUGCGGGGCCAGCAGACCCGGAGCCCAGAUGAGCCCGAGCGCCCCAGGGUGCUGCUCUACCUCGAGCGCCCGGAGAACAAGGGGAAGGGCGGCACGGGCCGCAAGGGAGGCGAUGGCGGCAAGAGCGGCGGCAAAGGCAAGAGCAAGGGCAAGGGCUCGAAGGGCUCCUCCAAAGGCAAGAAGGGCGGCAAGGGCGGCAAGGGCGCCGCGGGCGGCCGGGGUGGAGUGGUGCAGGCGGCGGCGCUGAGUCGUCCCAGGCCGUCCGGCCGCGUGCUGGCGCGCCCCGCUGCGGCCGAAGGUGGUGGUGCGGACGAUGGCCCGGCGGCCGCGCCGCCUGGCCCGGCGGGUGGGGCGGAGGCGCCGGGCGCAGCAGCGGCGGCCGCGCCUGGCCGCUGA